UCGCCAGUCGUCCCCGCACGAACCUCAUCGAACACUUUUCUGGUUCUUCUCACCUUAGCGUUAGGAAGCUCAUGGCUAGUGGGGCUAGCUGGCUUCUGUGUGCUACGGUGCUCGUCUACGGAGUACUAUCUACGUACCAGGCUACCAGCAAAGGCAGUCUGGCACUGCCCAUCGGGUCACUGCUCCGUGUCAAGUUAGUCGGUACUUUCACCGGUGGGUGGCCCAAUCCAGGUGCCACUGGUGCUAAUCAAGUCUGGACUAAGCAAACCGCGUCGGUUUCAGCUGGAGCUCGGCCUCCUGCUCGUCAUGCCAAUAAAUAGACAUAGUGUCUCAUCGGAUGUCCGUCUCUCUCACGGCCCAGGAAAGUACUCCAAAGUCCAAACACCCGGCUCGAUGGCCUUUCCACUAUUGAGACCGCCGGGAUUUUGGUGGAUACGAUUAUUGGAACCCACCAUCUAGGCGCGACUCCACCCAAUGGAGCUGACUAUCACCUGUCAUGUGAAUUGGUAUCAGCUAUCUGGACCAACAGUUUCGUCACAGCAAAC
Aspergillus vadensis CBS 113365 is the source of this 545-nucleotide messenger RNA. RefSeq lists its product as uncharacterized. The record is from RefSeq and is a predicted model, not a curated record. Bases 72 to 320 code for a protein of 82 amino acids. The transcript has a single exon. NCBI's taxonomy places the organism in Eukaryota, Fungi, Ascomycota, Eurotiomycetes, Eurotiales, Aspergillaceae.